AUGAAGACAAUCUUGUUCACAGGGAGCACAGAUGGCAUCGGCCUGGAAGCAGUCCGCAUGUUGGUCGGCAAAGGCCACCGUGUGUUGAUGCAUGGCCGCAAUGCCAACAAGCUUGAAGCAGCUGCUCAGGAAUUGGGCGUCACCGACACCUAUACGGCCGACCUUUCUGAUUUAAGUCAAGUGUAUCGCAUGGCAUCCGAUGUCAAGGCCAAACAUGAUCGUCUGGAUGUGCUAGUCAACAACGCCGGAGUCUUCAAGGCUCCCAAUGCCGACCGUCGUACCGUCAAUGGAUUGGAUACACGUGUGGCUGUCAACGCCAUUGCACCUUACAUUCUCACCAAGGAGUUGUUGCCAAUCAUACCCAAACACGGUCGUAUUAUCAAUGUCUCCUCGGCUGCUCAGUCCCCAGUCGAUUUGAACAAGGCACUCCCCUCUACCGGACUCAAGGCAGGAAGUCCUUCACCAUAUGGUCAAGAUUUUGAUGCCUACGGACAAUCCAAAUUGGCCAUCAUGAUGUGGAACAAUGUCAUGACAGCAGAUCAUCCCAAUCACAUUUUGGCAUCCCUCAAUCCCGCCUCCAUGAUUGGAACCAAAAUGGUCAAGGAAGGAUUUGGAGUGGCAGGAAAGAGCCUCGAUAUUGGACGAGACAUUCUGGUAGAGGCGGCUGUUGGCAAGAAGUUUGAACGAGCUUCCGGAAAGUACUUUGACAAUGAUCGUGGUAACUUUGGAAAUCCUCAUCCCGAUGCCAACAAUAUGCGCAAGUGCAGGAACUUUGUCCAAGCCAUGGAUGAAUGGUUGGCAACUCAUCUUUCCGAGACUUGCCAGGCGGGAGAUUCUUUGAACUAA
This is a messenger RNA of Seminavis robusta, 846 nucleotides long. Lineage: Eukaryota; Bacillariophyta; Bacillariophyceae; Naviculales; Naviculaceae. The record is from the annotation of a GenBank genome assembly.